Brachypodium distachyon (stiff brome) is the source of this 2064-nucleotide messenger RNA. RefSeq lists its product as uncharacterized. The transcript is spliced from 9 exons. NCBI's taxonomy places the organism in Eukaryota, Viridiplantae, Streptophyta, Magnoliopsida, Poales, Poaceae. Gene Ontology annotation, molecular function: chromatin binding. Bases 119 to 1738 code for a protein of 539 amino acids. Gene Ontology annotation, biological process: DNA-templated transcription. The record is from RefSeq and is a predicted model, not a curated record.
AAAGAAAGACUCGAUUCUCUGGUCAAGGAGAAAAAAGGACUCCUGUUCUCCUCCUGGUCCACUCUGCCCCACUUCUGCGAUUCCGCCACAGCCCUCCGAAUCGGCUGCCUCGAGAGAAAUGGGGAAGCGCCGCCGGCCCAGGAUGCAGUACACCAGCGACGACGACGACGAUGACGGCGGUGGCGGCCACAAUGCCGCACCGGAGAUUCCCAAAACCAUCAAGCCUACGGUCGUACCCGACUCCUCGCGCCCCGACAAGCAGCAGCGCCGCCACACCGAUGAGCUCGUGGAGGAGGGGGAACACGAGAAUGACUUGGUGGCGGCGAGGAGGAACGAGGAGGAGGAGAGGCGGGAGGACGCGCAUACCCUCCACCGGGGGGGAAGCCGCAAGCCUGGGCGCUCCGCCGAGGAUAUCAAUGAGGAGCUGAAGGAGAAAAAGGCGGAAGGGGCUGAGGAGGAGGAGGAGGAUGAAGAUGGUCCGGAUGCGGUGCCCGUCGGUAAACCCGUGAAGGUCACUGACAAGGGGAAUGCGCAGCGGAAGCACUACGACGCCUUCGAGUGCGAGGGCAACACCUACAAGCUCUGGGACACGGCGAUGUUCGUGCCUGAGCUGGAGAACCAGAAACCCUAUGUCGGCAUCAUCAAGGAUAUACAUAAAAUCGGUGGGAGUUUAUCGGUAACUGCUCAAUGGUUUUAUAGACCAGAAGAGGCUGACGAAGAUGGUGGUGAACCAAGGGAAUUAUUUUAUAGUUCUCAUAUUGAUGAGGUCCCAGCAGGGUCAGUUAUGCACACAUGUAUGGUCCAUUUCAUUCCUCAGCACAAGCAGGUUCCAAGUAUGAAGGAACACCCUGGAUUCAUUGUCCAAAAGGUGUAUGACCAUAUCAAGGAGAAACUGUGGGAUGUUGCAGAUAAGGACUAUUUGGAUAACAUGCAACAUGAGGUUGAUCUCCUUGUUAAGGAAACAAUGGACCGUAUUGGGGAGCUUCCAGACCGUGAUCCUGAAGAUAUACCUGGUAGCAAUGCUGAUAAGUUCUCAAGUAAGUUCUCAGGAGGCCUACGGAAGAGACCUGUGAACCCUAAAGAUGGUCCAACAACAGGCACAUCUCAGCAAUUCGUAAAAGCAGAUACACCUUGGAAUUAUAAUCUAAAUAAUUAUGCCAUCCUUGAAAGAUAUAAAGCAAUCACUGGUAACCCCUCUCGUGAUCGGUGGAUUGAUAAAUUUGUGGAUACUAUCCUAACUCCUUGCAAAAAUGAUACUGAAAAUUCUUAUCCACCUAAUGUGGUUGUUCAAAUAGUGGCCUCCUUAGAAAGAUCAGCAUUUGAAGCUUUUUAUGCAGACUUCCAGAAGUAUAACCAGAAAAUGAGAACAUUAUUGUUUAAUAUCAAGGAAAACUCUGUACUGCGCAAGCAACUAAUGAACAAGGAGCUCGAUCCUGUGGCUCUGUUAACAAUGGCCCCUGCUGAACUAAAGGCUGGUUUGAUGCCAGCAGAGAUAACACCUGAAACAGAAGAACCAAGGCAGUUGCAGAUGACUGAAUCCCGAUGUAAAGGAUGCGCAGAAAAGAACGUGGGAAUAACUGAACUUUUUCUUGCCAAUCGUGGAGGUCGCUAUAAGGGAGCACUGGAUCCCGAGAGCCAAAUGGGGUUUCCGUUACAUGACACAACCAUUGAGCUAUCUAGCUCGAAUGUCUUUCCUGCGGCUUGUCAUGGUUUGCAUUCAGAGAUGACAUCUCAUUAAGAAGCAGCAGCUGACUAGACGAUACGGUUAGACACAGACAAGUACACUGAUGUUUUCCAGUCCCAGAAGAGAGCAGCAGCUUACAUGGAGAAGCAGAAAUGUUUAGCUGGCGGUAACGAGGAGAACGCUCCCUGCACCUGGGAAUUAAUCACAUAUCAUUUCCAGGAUCAUGUCAGUUUUAUGAGUUAGGAAUUUUGGAAUGCUCUAAUACAUUUACAUCUCUGAACAUGCAAAACUCUUCCAGUUGGAUACUCAUUCGGAUAGCUUUGCCUGUAUCUUUGAGACUUUGACAGCUGCCUCCAAUAUUAGAAUAGCGUUCCAACUUA